UAGCAGAGCGAUCCUUCCAACUUGUGCAAGUUAGGAACCACCUCCGUUGACUUUCCUUGGGUUUUUAUUUAAAGUCAGAAGUGGGAGUUGCAUGGUGAUGCAGUCAGAUUGAUGUCUUAACCUCCCCCUGGUGUAUAAUUCUCUCUGAGAUCUGCAGCCCCAGUCUGAGAUGCAGGCUCCAGCCGGUUCCUGCAACUCGAGCGUCGCCUCCAGCGGGCUCCCGGGAGCGAACACCAGCCGCUCCAACCUCACCGACCCCUUCGGCAGGAACGAGGCGCUAGCCCGCACCGAGAUCUCGCUGCUGGGGAUCAUCUUCGUGCUGGCGGUGCUGGGCAAUGUGACGGUGCUGCUGGCUCUGUGCAAGAGCCGCCGGAAGACCUCCAAGAUGCACCUCUUCAUCAAACACUUGAGCCUGGCGGACCUAUCAGUGGCUGUCUUUCAGGUCCUGCCCCAGUUCAUCUGGGACAUCACCUACCGCUUCAAGGGGCCAGACUUACUCUGCCGCCUGGUGAAGCACCUGCAGAUCUUUGGCAUGUUCGCCUCCACCUACAUGAUGGUCAUGAUGUCGGUGGACCGCUACAUUGCCAUCUGCCACCCCCUGAAGACCCUGCAGCAGCCUACCCAGAGGUCCUACUUGAUGAUCAUUGGGACCUGGUUGGGCAGCUUCAUCCUCAGCAGCCCACAGUCCUUCAUCUUCUCCGUGCGGGAGAUCGAUAAGGGCUCUGGGGUCUACGACUGCUGGGCCAACUUCAUCCUGCCCUGGGGCAUCAAGGCGUACAUCACCUGGAUAGCGCUGGGGGUCUUUGCAGUGCCCAUCCUCAUCGUGCUGGUGUGUUACACCUGCAUCUGCUACAGCAUCUUCAGGAACAUCAAGUACAAGACCAAGGCUCCAACCGGUACCUCCUUCAAGAAUGGCCUGAUCACCUCCGGAGUCAGCAACAUCAACACCAUCUCCAAAGCCAAGAUCCGAACGGUGAAGAUGACCCUGGUGAUUGUCUUGGCUUAUAUCGUGUGCUGGGCUCCCUUCUUCACUGUCCAGCUGUGGUCUGCCUGGGACAAGAACGCUCCCCAGGAUGAUUCGACGGACACUGCCUUUACCCUCACGAUGUUACUAUCAAGUCUGAACAGCUGCUGUAACCCAUGGAUCUACAUGUUCUUCAGUGGCCACCUCCUGAGUGACAUCAUCCAUGUCUUUCCCUGUUGCCACAAAAUUACCGGGAAGCUGAAGACGGAGGAUUCAGACACCAGCAUCAAGAGGCACACCCUACUGACAAAGGUCAGCCAUAGGAGCCCAACAUUCAGCUCAUACAAUUGGAAAGACAAUGACAAUGACGCAUCUCCUCAGUCAUUCCAGACAAUGCCAGUAGAGACCUGAGGUGACCUGAUUGCUGACUACACUCCCCUCCACCCCCAUUAAACCAUUUAUAUUACUUAAAUGCACUGCCAUUGAGAUUGUGAUCAAAGAUCUGAUUAUCCAAAGCUUACCCUUAUAUUCAUAGCACUUUGCUUACCUGAGUGUUAAGGAAGGGCAUCAGCUUAAGUGUGACCAGGUACUGGAUGGCAUCAAUCCAAUUAAACCCAAAAGAAUGGCAUUUAUUUUUGUUUGUCCAGUAGGAAUGAAAUAAUUAGUCUUGUGGCUGUUAAGUACAAAAGCUGGUGAUCGUAGAUGUACUAUGGAUGAACAAAAACAUUCAGCAAACAUUGCAUCUUUCAAAUGGAUAGCAUAUCAAUGUUAAAUAAUGAAACUUGUGCAAUACUGAGUUAUAUUUCAUCCAAUACAUGGCAUAGAAUUGAAAACUCUAAAGUAAUAUUUUGAGAUGUUGGAAUAUAUGUAUUGUCCAAAUAUUGGAUAAUGGUUAAUUGGUCGCAGUUCUGAUUUUGCAACCACCCCAUGCCAGUCACAAGCAAUGACGAUCACUAGCACUUUGUCCAAGUCGCAGUCAUAAAUUGUGAACCUGAGCUUUGAUGGUUGGUAGGCUGUUCCAUUAUGGAUGCUCAAUGCCCAAUGCCAAUUAUGCCCACAUUGACUAUGCUCCAAAACAUGCAUUCCAUCAAGGAUAACAAGGUAGCAACUACAGCAUUCUAAUCUGGCUAGAAGCAACAAACUCAUAGGAACAAGCAGUCUGGUUCGGUAUCAAAUGGUGUGGUGCAUUUUCUCUCGAAUAUACAAUGGGAAGCUUUGAAUGUUUAAGGUGGUUGAUCACAGCAACAAUCCACAUCAAAGGGCAUUGCAGAAACCUUUGGAUUUCAAUGUUGUUUUUGAGUUGGUAUUGCCAACUGACUAUUUAGUGGUAUUGAUGAGACCAACCCCUUACUCAUGUGAUUUGAAGUGAGGCUUCCGCUGCUAUCAUCACAGGAGUCUAUGUUGCCAGCAUUCUAGUGUGGAAUCUAGACUGGUCAACAAACUCUUAAUUCUGUUGCUUGACAUAAUUUAUCACUUUCUGAAUUCUGGAGUGGGGGAGUGUGGGA
Chiloscyllium plagiosum (whitespotted bambooshark) is the source of this 2469-nucleotide messenger RNA. Its product is annotated as arg8-vasotocin receptor. The record is from RefSeq and is a predicted model, not a curated record. Gene Ontology annotation, molecular function: peptide binding; vasopressin receptor activity. Gene Ontology annotation, biological process: G protein-coupled receptor signaling pathway; regulation of systemic arterial blood pressure by vasopressin; positive regulation of vasoconstriction. Gene Ontology annotation, cellular component: plasma membrane. NCBI's taxonomy places the organism in Eukaryota, Metazoa, Chordata, Chondrichthyes, Orectolobiformes, Hemiscylliidae.